CCAGUGCAGCCGCCUUUAUUACUGACACCUAUCUUGGUCCAUCAUGCUCGCAGAAGAUAUUCUCUGAAGCUCUGUCCAGCCGACUCUCCAGCACUUUACUCCACUUCUUCUGCACUUUUUCACCCGAUUCUGAACUCGAGGAUUGCGCUUAGGCAGCCGGCACACUUUGAGACCCUCUGGGUGUGUUUCUCUCUCUCCCAUCAUGAACUCCUCCGCGCUGAACCAGACGGACGGCGGCGGCGCGUUUCCCAACCGGAGCGCCGACGUGUUCGCCUGCUGUAAUUUCUCCUCGGUGGUGACAGACGAGGGCUUCUCGGCCACAGCGCCGGACGAGCGGACUCUCUUUGUCAUGCGCGUGGUCCAGAUCGCAGUCAUGUGCGUGCUCUCGCUCACCGUGGUCUUCGGCAUCUUCUUCCUCGGCUGCAACCUGCUCAUCAAGUCGGAGGGCAUGAUCAACUUUCUGGUGACGGACCGGAGGCCGUCCAAAGAAGUGGAGGCGGUGAUAGUGGGCGCCUAUUAACACCAUCUGCCCUUCAGCAGGGGGCAGUUACGCACGGGCACAGGGGCAGGGCAACGGCUCGUUCUGCCCCGCGAAUCGCCCCUACGGUCCCGUCCGAGUGAAGACGGAGGAAGUGCGGGACUCGCCGUCUGUCUCUCUGUCUGUCUGUCUGUCUGUCUGUCUGUGCACGCAGAGCGGCUGUCAGAUCUGUGUCUCCGUAAGCGCGCACGGACUUCAGCGCCGGUGUCCACCAGGCAGCGGGAAACAACACAAACUCCUUAAGAUGACCACCCCAUGGGUUAGAUUUCCCUUAAGAAAAGUUAAAUGACUCUGUAUGUGCCGUCUUAGAGUUUUCCUGUGUCAACAGUUUCACGUAAACGUCCAGUUGUUGCUAACUGUGGAGAUGGUCAGCUGGUCGUGACCGCUGACUGUGCUGAAACCUUCAGUUAAAUUCAUAAAACCAAUUCACGCACAAUUUAGUGAGAUAUUUAGUUUUCGUGGUUUGGUAAACGUUCUCUCUGUCUCACACGAGGAAAACCCGAGCAGAGGUGGUUAAUGAGCUGUGGAGGGUCCAGGCUGAGGCGUGGCGAACUGAAGGAAAGGUUUGAGGGAUUUCUUAUACAGCUCAGCCUCUUUUAAAUCACUAAAGGGUUCCUGAAGGGUUUGCGAGGCUGCAGAAGUCAGUGAUGUGUAGUGUUUGUUGUGCAGGCGACGGCGGAGCCGAGUUAAAGGUGCGCUGCAGCGCGGCGCUUCUGGACGCAUCAUUUGGCGAAGGCGCGCUGCGAAGACAGACGCGCUGUUUGUUGCGUGUUUAUAAUGUAUCAUGUUUGAUGUAAUAAACUGAAUAUUGGACAUCA
Pygocentrus nattereri (red-bellied piranha) is the source of this 1356-nucleotide messenger RNA. It is a transcript of the gene rprma, whose product is annotated as reprimo, TP53 dependent G2 arrest mediator candidate a. The transcript has a single exon. NCBI's taxonomy places the organism in Eukaryota, Metazoa, Chordata, Actinopteri, Characiformes, Serrasalmidae. The record is from RefSeq and is a predicted model, not a curated record. Bases 203 to 520 code for a protein of 105 amino acids.